Messenger RNA from Fusarium graminearum PH-1, 2183 nucleotides. RefSeq lists its product as uncharacterized. Bases 29 to 1504 code for a protein of 491 amino acids. Gene Ontology annotation, cellular component: endoplasmic reticulum. Gene Ontology annotation, biological process: peptidyl-proline hydroxylation to 4-hydroxy-L-proline. Gene Ontology annotation, molecular function: procollagen-proline 4-dioxygenase activity; L-ascorbic acid binding; iron ion binding. The transcript is spliced from 2 exons. Lineage: Eukaryota; Fungi; Ascomycota; Sordariomycetes; Hypocreales; Nectriaceae. The record is from RefSeq and is a predicted model, not a curated record.
CAAUCAGACCAUCUUCAAAUCGCCCAAAAUGUCAAAGACAAAGUCAAAGAAGCGCAAACAAAACGCUCAAGCCCAAGCCCAAUCUGAUAACCCUCGAAAGAUCGCAAAGACAACUUCUCCCUCGAUACCGACUCCUCCUCCCGAUGGCAGCACCUUCGAGCCAAAGAACCUUCACACUGUCGUCUCCGAGGAAGAACUUGAGAUUGCCAUCGACACUCUCACAUCCCUUGCCCAAUAUCCUGGCUUGAUCAAGUCCAAGCUCUGCAAGGAUCUUCGAGUUGCCGUAUACGAUUUUCGACAAGCUUGUACCACGGGUGUCAACAAUGCUGCUGGCGCGAACCUCACGGCCCAGGUCACGGCUGCUUUGGCCGAUCGGAAAUACACUGAGGCGAGAAUUCAUCUUGCCGAGAUGAAGAUUCGGGGUGAACAGCCCAAGCUAGGAGCCCUAUGUCGAUGGGUACGAGAUCUUGAUGUCAUCAGUGGUCUGUCGACUGUGCCAGACCAGCAGGGUCUUGUCGUGCGCUCCGAGAGGGAAGAGACCCUGAUCAAGGUCAUCGAUGCUGUCCUGAGAGUCUGUGGCCAUGAGGAUCGAAACCCCAACGCCGUGGUACAACCAUCCUCAAUUGCUCUUCAAGAGAUUUGGGACCUCCGACCAGACACACCCACCGAACAAGUCUACGCUACAGUCCUCGACAGCAGUCUCGUUGCUUCAGCGCCCGACUCUCUCAAGAAGAACCUACGCAUCAUCGAGACAACACCCGGUCCCGAGCGCAAGCCCCCCAAUCACCACGAUGCCAUCCUAUACGCCUCCACACCCGACGCCGUUCCUUUGUCUACCACGCCGCCACCGACUACCUAUACGCCCCAUCCAGUUGUGGACGGUCUCAGCGUUGCUACACAUGUUCUCUAUCCUGAGGAGUGCAAGGCUAUCAUUGCUGCCGGCGAAUCUGUCAACUUCGUUCCUGAUGCGCCACUGCGCGAGGAUGGAGAUGUCAGUAUUCUGGCGCACAACUUUUACUGGGUCGUCGAUCAGACUUUCCACGAUACACUCUGGUCGCGCAUUCGACCAUUUGUACCUGCGUCUAUGAAUGGCCGCCUGGCUAGGGGAGUCAACCGCCGGUUCAGGGUCUAUCGCUAUGUCCCAGGAGCAGAGUACCGAGCACACAUCGACGGCGCGUGGCCCCCGAGCGGUAUAACUAAGGACGAUAAAUACGUAUACGACAGCUCGCCCGCCGAGAAAAAGCAGAGCUCACUCUUUACCUUCCUGAUCUACCUGAACCAAGAUUUCGAGGGCGGCGAAACAACAUACUUCCUGCCAGCUGCGCGCGAGGGAGUCUUGAACGCAUACCCCGUCCGACCGAUCAUGGGAGGCGCCGCCAUUUUCCCACAUGGCGAGAUCAAUGCGACACUGCAUGAGGGUACUGGUGUCAGAAAAGGAGCCAAAUAUGUCAUCCGAACGGAGAUUGAAUACGAUAUCGAACCAUCUGAGGAGGUCAAGGUCUGAGGUACAAACAAAUUGGAUAUUUUAACAAAAUUGUAAAAAGGAACGGCUGGACCGGGGAAAAGUAUUGUUACGCUUAUAUGUCUAAUGAACAAACUAUAUUUAUAUCAUUAUUUAUCUAUGCUUCUUCAGUCGCGACCUCUCCCUCAGCAGGCUUGCGUCCCCAGACGAUUCGCUGGAGGUAAUAAGCAUGCGCUUGCUUCUUGGACUUGAGCUCCUUUCUUAACUGCGCGCAGUAGAGCACAACCUGCUCCUGCGUCCAGCCCUCGAGCAGAGUAGCCAUGAAGGAAAUGUGUCCCUCCACAUCAGACAGAAUACUCAGUGUGGUGAAUCGGCCGAUCUCCUUGAGACGCUCCUCCUUGGGCCAGUCUCCCACAGGGACCUUGAUGGUCUUGGACUGGAUGUCUACGAAACCAGCGGCCUUCAUGCCCUUCUCUUGGAGGUUAUCAGGGAGAGGCGAGAAGACGCGACCGAGUUUCUUGCCGCCCUCGUGGAAGAACUUGCCCCACUCGGCAAUGGCACUGCCAGGCUUGACACUAUCGUCGUCGCUAAGGCCCAUGGGGUCGCCCUCGUGAGACUCGAUCCAGCCGCCGGGCUUGGUCGCUUGGAAUGCGCGCUGAUACAAGGCAUACCAGUCGGGGACGCUGCCGUAGAGGAAGCGCAUAUGGACGAAAUCGGCCGA